AUGUCGUCGGCCUCUCCUUCGAAGGAACCUGAAGUGGAUCCUGAAAUUCAAUCGGGUGAAGAGCAAGACAUGGACAAGGACCAGCUAGAACAUGGACAGGGUCAGGGUGAAUUCGAGGUGAAGGAGCAGGACAGAUGGCUCCCAAUUGCCAAUGUGGCCCGCAUCAUGAAGCUGGCGUUGCCAGACAAUGCAAAGAUCGCCAAGGAAGCCAAGGAAUGCAUGCAGGAAUGCGUGAGUGAGUUUAUCUCGUUCAUCACGAGCGAAGCUUCCGAAAAGUGCCAGCAGGAGAAGCGCAAGACCGUCAACGGUGAAGAUAUCCUGUUCGCCAUGACGUCCCUGGGUUUUGAGAACUACGCCGAGGCGCUCAAGAUCUAUUUGUCAAAAUAUCGCGAGACCCAGUCCGCCAGAGGCGAACACCAAGGCCGGCCAACUAGCAGUGGGUAUGCUUCUGGAGAUCCUGCCACAGGCGCACGUCCGGGUACCGCUGGUGCUCUGGGGGGAUUUCCCGGCGCUGAUAAUGCCAACAGUGUCAUGAACCCGAACCUCGAUCCGUCUGAGCAGGAGACUGCCGCCUAUGGCUACCCGCCCAUGGUCGGACAGCCGCACAACGGAACCGGUGGCGAAUCCUACUAA
Aspergillus campestris IBT 28561 is the source of this 633-nucleotide messenger RNA. Its product is annotated as nuclear transcription factor Y subunit beta. Gene Ontology annotation, cellular component: CCAAT-binding factor complex; nucleus. The transcript is spliced from 4 exons. Gene Ontology annotation, biological process: regulation of transcription by RNA polymerase II. Gene Ontology annotation, molecular function: protein heterodimerization activity; RNA polymerase II cis-regulatory region sequence-specific DNA binding; DNA-binding transcription activator activity, RNA polymerase II-specific. NCBI's taxonomy places the organism in Eukaryota, Fungi, Ascomycota, Eurotiomycetes, Eurotiales, Aspergillaceae. The record is from RefSeq and is a predicted model, not a curated record. Bases 1 to 633 code for a protein of 210 amino acids.